CAGGCAAUCACCAUUCCAAGCUCAGCAUACUGGACAGUGGUUUUGAUGCCAUCUAGGGAUGGCAAAAAUAUACCUGUGUGUAAUAACAUACACUCAAAACGCACCAGCGGGGGGUUCGCAUCUCAACUUCACGCGUCGCACGGGUUAUAUGACAAAACAAUAGCAUUAAUAGCUCAUCGACGGGUGGCGGUGAACUUUGCUCCCGGUGCCUGAAAUUUGGCGGAAAAGGGGGCCCAUCACAUCCUGGCAAAGGAACAAUUUGCAGCUGUCAGUGGAGCACACUCGGCGAACCUGACGGGGCAAGAUGAGCUUUCUCUCCUCGCUGCUGGUAGCAUCCCGCCAAUUAAGAAGGUGCUUUGGACGGGACACCUUUUUAAUCACUUCCGUUACUAAAAAUGCACACUGGAAUGGGAGAAACUUUCAUUCAAGGAAAGUCGUCGUUCCCUAAUACCCGCGUAGAUAGCUCAAAAGAAACAAAGAACGCCAGUGAAUGAAACGCAACGAGCAUCCAGGAGGCAGGAGCGAGGCACCGAUCAUCGUAGAGAACGGGGAUUCUGCCGCGGUGGAGACUGACGGCCAAGACAUGACGACCAAGGCCAAGGGUUCUUCGCCGGCAGCGGGUCGGAGUCCCUCUCCAAGCCCGUCACUAACGCCUCGGGGCAGCACUGUCGCCACUUCACUGGCAAGUGCCCUCAAGCGAAUUUCCACAGGGGACCUAUUGACCGAGCUUCAUGCGACCAACCGGGCUCCUGCCACCGGCACGGACGUGCCAGACCAAACAGAGAAGCCGCCUGUGGUGAACGUUGUGAUCGUCGGGGCAGGGCUGGCAGGGCUGGCGGCAGCUCAUAGCCUUCGCUCCGCUAACCAGGGAAUCUCCAUCUUGGUGUUGGAAGCUAGCGACCGAGUUGGAGGUCGCAUAUUAACUCGAGAAUUGAAAUCAAACACAGGUCGGAACUUUUGGGAUCUUGGUGCUCAGUGGAUUAGUGGCUCUCAGAUCAAGAUGAUGCAGCUCAUCGACCAACUGGACCUUCAGAUUUACACCCAGGCGGAGACCGGGGCCCACUUGGCCCACUUUGGAGACGGCAGGAAGGUGCAGUUCGAAGCGCAAACUCACCCGCUGUCCUCCAUGACUAGGUACGACUACACCACGUUCAUAACAAAGGUCGAGAAACUUCGACUGGACGUCUCCUUGGAGACCCCCGAAGACUGCCCCAUGGCGCUAGAGUGGGACUCGAUGACCCUGGAACAGUUCCGGAAACGGCACAUUUGGACGGCAGCCGCUCAGCAGUAUUUUGACGCCCAGAUCAGGAUUCUGUUUGGAGUCCCACCCGGCGAGAUGUCAACACUUUUCUUCCUGUAUGCGCUCAGCAGCGCCGGGGGGUGGCACUCCAUGUUCGAGAUCGGAAGUGAGACAGCGCGGGAAUUCCGAAUAAGGGGUGGCACGCAGCGACUCUGUGAGAUCCUGGCAGACAUGGUUGGCCGUUCUUACCUCAGGUUAGGCGACCCCGUCAUCUCAAUCAACCAGAAGGACAGCGACGAGCAAGUCACGGUACAGACGCUGGGCGGGAAGCGAUAUCGAUGCGAGCGGGUCGUCGUGGCGCUGCCCCCUAAAUUUGCAGCAAAGAUCAACUUCUCCCCACCGAUGGCUAAGGAACGGGACAAUCUCUUGCAGCGAAUGCCCGCCGGGAAUUCCCUCUGCUUUGUGGUCACCUACAAAGAGGCCUUUUGGCAGAAGCUCGGGUUCAGUGGUUAUGUCAUUCGGGUGACGUCACCUGCCCAGAAGCCCCAGCAAGGUGAGGCUCAGACAUCGGAGAAUUGUGAUCAUCAGAUACCGUUCAGCGCUCUGUUCGACGCCACGACCAUGGACCAGAGCCCAGCCCUGUCUGGGAAAGUUGAUGCAGAGAUGUGGAGAGAGAUUCCGGUUGAGGAGAGGAAGACAGCCAUACUCAAGGGAAUCGAGGUUUUCUUUGGUGUGGAGGCACUGCAGCCGCUAGACUACACGGAAGUGGAUUGGGGCGCCGAGUCAUAUUCGUCUAGUUUCCCGUCGUCUGUCAUGGCGCCCGGUGCCAUGACGGGCUACUUCCAGGCACUACGAAAACCCUUUCAGAGAGUUCACUGGGCAGGGGCAGAGACGACGAACCGGUGGUUUGGCUUCAUGGACGGUGCGGUGUAUUCUGGGAAGAGAGCUGCCCAUGAGGUGUUGAACGAGCUGAGACCAGACGUUGUCAUCGGCGUUUAAAUUAAAGCGUGGUUUCGGAGGCAUCUCCCCCACCUAGCAUCCCAGCCCAGUGGCAUAACUACGGGAGGGGGGUGCACAGGGGAAAAGCCCCAGUAAAAGCCGAUAGCUCCUCCCCAUGGUUCCUCUAUUAAAUUUGGAAUGUAUACAUUACCUAUGUGUAAGCCACAUUUCAUCGGUUUUCAGAGCCUUCUUCAAAUAAAAAAGAAAAAAAUUGUGCACCCCUGGGUGCCACCCCUCAAAUGUCACCCCAAUUGCGUCACUGCCCAAGCCUCAAUCCCUAUCACACAGUUAUGGUUUCAGUGUUUCAUGCUGACAUUCAAAUCUUCUUUCACUUGUUCGAAAGGAAUCCACUGCUGACAUUAGAAUAUUUUGGGGAGAAACAGAAUCAUACAAACCGGUCCAAAACCGAUCACCGCGUCAACUAGGCCCGUAAACGUGACGGGCGUGCAUUUUAAUUUACACCUGCAGAAGUCUAGAUCUUUUCCUCCCUUCAUGAUCUGUCGAACAUCGCCGUAUUUUGUCGCACCUAAUUUCAGAACUUGUCCUCCAUUUUACACAAUGACCCGAAACCUUAAAAAUGCUUACUUUCUCAUCUAUGCAGAAACCACAGAAUUUAUUGUCAGCCUCGCCUGCGCAGUCAUGGAAACUAGCGUAGUUGAUGCAUACAAACGAGCGAUUCAAAUGGAGGGAUUGGGAAUACGUCUCUGUUUGCUCUCGUGCACAGCGCCCUCUUGGACGCACGUGAAAAUCGUAUGUGAGACUGGACGGCUCAUAUGGAUUUGCACGCUUUCCUCAAAUACAUAUCUCAAAGCCAAAAUGUUUUCGUCGUUGAAACACAGAAUUUCAGAUACAUCAUUCUCUAUGCGGCAGAUAAACAAAUGCUGGUAUAAAGCUUUCAAAGAAAUUAUGCUCAUGUCUCCACCUCGAGCAGAAGCGCCCCCUCAUCGCUUGAAAAGAGUCGUGUUGGUCGGAAGUGUUCAUUUUGUUGGUAGCGAUGCAACCGUGACGCGUGCAUUUCCUAGUCGUUCGAGAAACAGCUAAGUUCAUUUCUGAUCAAAGAAGCCUCCGUUGCUAAAAAUAGCGCCCUCUCUCGGUGCAGCUAGAGGCCCAUACAGUACUAAAAUUAUUUAUGUAUAUAUAAGGAAGUAUUUGUACAUAUGCAACAAUAUUAUGUAGGCCUAUAUAAACAGCUCAUUUGACAUUUAAGUGGGAAAGACCUUUUGGCUUUGAACUUCAGGUGCUUAUGAUAAAUAUGAUUUCUUUUGGAAAGCACAAUGUGGUUGAGUACAUCUUAUGCAAAAACUUUCAGUGGCCUUGCAAAACGGAUGCUUUAUUUUUUAAAAAUCUCGUAAAAGGUACAAGGGAAACCUGAAUAUUUAUUUUAUACAAGUAUUUCUAACAGUAAAUGUACAAAUUCCGUCAAUGUUUCAGUUAGAAUAAUACUUCUCUAUUUUCUGGUGUGAAGUUGCAAAGUUAAAUAACUUUUUGAAUUAACCAAUUUAAACAUAACAUUGGAAAGUACAGCGUUAUGAUCAAACAGCAUCAAACGCCCUGGUCUAACUUGUAUUCUGGUGAUGGUCUUCCGAACCUUUAUAAUUUAUGGUAAGAAUUAAUAACAAUGUUAAAUGUACUGAAUAUUGAUUAAAAUCUAAUUCAGCAACUUAA
Acanthaster planci (crown-of-thorns starfish) is the source of this 3904-nucleotide messenger RNA. Its product is annotated as putative flavin-containing monoamine oxidase A. Gene Ontology annotation, molecular function: oxidoreductase activity. The record is from RefSeq and is a predicted model, not a curated record. Lineage: Eukaryota; Metazoa; Echinodermata; Asteroidea; Valvatida; Acanthasteridae.